Molecule: messenger RNA, 612 nt
Organism: Suillus subaureus
Lineage: Eukaryota; Fungi; Basidiomycota; Agaricomycetes; Boletales; Suillaceae
Exons: 3
Source: RefSeq, a predicted model, not a curated record
ACCUCUCCUUACUCCUCAUACUUCAGGCGCCGUACCAUCGGCCGUGCCUCCUCUCCUCCAACCUGGGCUUGCUAUGAGCAAAUUCCAUCUGACGAUGAUGAUGAAGACUACAAUGACAGUCCUUCCGAAGAUGAGUCCUGCUCAGAAGACGGAGAAGACUACGGCCAUCAUGACCGUGGUUCUGACGGAGAUCUUGUCGUAAAUACUGAGAGGCAGGAUGAUACGCAGAACAUGGAGAUCGAUCGAGGUGAUCAAGGAGCUGACGAUGAGAAGAAUGCUGCCAAGUUUAAAAAGGAUAUGAAGGGCAAACAGAAAGCACUUGAUCCUGAGCCAGAGCCAACAAAGAAGCAUUAUCGCAAGCGAGAGCGCCGGCCGACUUAUACGCUUCGUCCAAUCUUGACCAUUCAGAAGAGCCAAGGUUUUGUAUGGAACCAGGAUCUUUUCGUCCCCCCUUACAUUAAAGAUAGAUACGUUGCAUCUACAUCACCACCAUGCUCGAAAGGGUUUUCCAGCUCUUGGACGUCAAAUACAUCUUCGAUGACUGAUUACAGCGAGGUAGAAGUGGUAGAGAUUCGGGUCAGAGAUGGCGAACUCUAUGAUAUUAUUCCUUGA